AACUUGUUCGAGGGCUAUCCAGAAGCCAUAUGAUAAGCACUCGUUAGUACUGUUCAGGCCUCUUAUUUCAUUUGACGGAAUCGUGUCGAGUGGUUUUCAUAAUAAAUUCUCUGAUGUGGGUUCUGUUCGUGCCUUUAAAUACGGCAGAAAGCGUUUGAAUAAAGCAGAAAAAUAUAUUGGAAAAUUGGUUGAAAGAUAGACGAGCAAUAUAUAAUAAUGUUUUCUAUUUAAAAUCAGUAAAAUCACACUUAUCGUCGAAACAAAUAUAUGUUUUUGAAUGCAAGAAGUAUGUGGAAUUGUAUUGAAACUGAUACUUAUGAAAAAUAAAGUUAAUUUACUAGUUUUGGUGUGCAAGAACUAUAAAAUAUUUAAAGGUCUAAUUAAGAGGAUAAUUUCUAACAAACAGAGUCAAUAACAACUCUUGAUGGUGCAAGUAGAUCAUAACUCAACCAUUGCUUGUAGUGUAAAAUUGAGGGAUGACUUUUAUUCCAAAGGAAUCGUUGGCGUCUUCAAUUUCCCAAAACAAUAAUCACGCAGAUGAAUACAUUCUUAAAGCAGAAUCAAAUACAAAACUUCCAGAACACGUCGCCACUGCGGCAGCUGCAGUUGUAGCUAUUGCGCAACAACAUAAUAUUUCAAAUUUUCAACACUUACCUAACUUAAACAACCAACAAAAUAGUUAUAAUAUAUUCUAUAGCAACUGUCAUUCCACUCCGUUCAGCGUGACCGAUAUAUUAAGUCCUGCUGAAGACAAUACCAGGAAAAUAGAACAUAUUGAUAGCCCGUCUUCUCCAUUUAGAUCCAAUUCAAGCGAAAGUGGUGUUAACUCUCCAAGUUCGCAGUGCCCAUCAACAAUGACUAGUCCGUAUACUAUGAGUUCAAUUUACCAUAGCCCAGGUGUGCAAAGUUACUGCGGGCCAACAGACAACUUGUCAUUAGCGGGACACUAUGGUGAUAUGCGGACAUCUACCUGGUACGGUUCUACAGCUAACGAUCCAAGAUUUGCAAUUUCCAGAUUAAUGGGUAGUACUGCAACCGGUACCAUGGGACAUAUGGGAAAUAUGGGAUCGCUUGCCACAUGUACAGUUAGUGAAACGAAAUCCUUACAAUUUCCUUUAACGCAAAGAAGGAAAAGAAGGGUUUUAUUUACACAAGCACAGGUGUAUGAAUUAGAAAGAAGAUUUAAACAACAAAGGUAUUUGUCGGCGCCUGAGAGAGAACAUCUAGCAAGUCUUAUUCAUUUGACACCAACACAGGUCAAAAUAUGGUUUCAAAAUCACAGAUACAAGUGUAAGAGACAGGCGAAAGAAAAGGCAAUGGCCGAACAAAAUUCGCAAAAUCAGCCAGCAAGUUCACCACGACGUGUAGCAGUGCCAGUUUUAGUAAAGGAUGGGAAACCAUGUUCUACAGGAAGCACUGCCCAACCUCACGGACACCAUCCAACAAACAGUGAUAUAGGUGAUGAUGGUGGUAGUGCAUUAAACUCAAAUAGUGCUAAUGUCAUAUCAAAUAUAAAUAUAAUCUCAAAUGAAGCGCCCACCUCCAAUUCUCCGGAUACGUCAACCUCACUGUUGGCAACGUACAACGAAUCUGUUACCAGUUCUCAAAUGUUACAACAACCUUGCAAUAACGCUAUAGUAUCAAAUAGUAUAGCAAUGGCGUACAGAAGUCAAAACAAUUUCAUACAAAAUGGUCACCAACAGCAAUGUGGGGGUUAUUUACCAAUCCAAGGACGAGCGUGGUAAUAGGUGGAUAUACAAAAGAGGAGGUUGAGCAGCGAAAUAAUGGAUAAAUAUGUAUGUAUGUAAAAACGUGUAUAAAAUUUUAUGAUAUAGUGGUUUGAUUUACACAAAUAAAUGUAAAAUUGGGAGAUGUUAAUGUAAUUCA
Stomoxys calcitrans (stable fly) is the source of this 1887-nucleotide messenger RNA. RefSeq names its product thyroid transcription factor 1 (gene scro). The transcript has 7 exons. Gene Ontology annotation, cellular component: nucleus. NCBI's taxonomy places the organism in Eukaryota, Metazoa, Arthropoda, Insecta, Diptera, Muscidae. The record is from RefSeq and is a predicted model, not a curated record. Gene Ontology annotation, biological process: cell differentiation; regulation of transcription by RNA polymerase II. Gene Ontology annotation, molecular function: RNA polymerase II cis-regulatory region sequence-specific DNA binding; DNA-binding transcription factor activity, RNA polymerase II-specific. The coding region runs from base 477 to 1745 and encodes 422 amino acids.